Molecule: messenger RNA, 2037 nt
Organism: Symbiodinium pilosum
Lineage: Eukaryota; Dinophyceae; Suessiales; Symbiodiniaceae
Source: the annotation of a GenBank genome assembly
AUGGCAAAUUGUGCUGCCCCUGCCAAGGCGCUGCAGGCCACUGUAAAUUCCUCGGAGUCCCCGCAGACCGUUGCUGCACUCCAGCUCCUGCCACCAAAGGUGCAGCGCUGUGGCUUGGUGGAUGUGGCUGUUGAUGCAGCUCUUUCCAGCGGUGGAGCUGGGCGCUUGCUCCAGGCCGCGUGGAGAGUGGGCCCAGACAGCCAGCCUGAGGCUGGUCAGGUGAUCCAGGAUUUCCUUGCAUCUCAAAAUGGGUCAUUAACUUUCACAUUGCCAUCUGCUACCAUCUCAAGAAGUGCUGAUGCUGCUCUAGCAGCCAACGCUUCAUUGAGUCUGGUACGCAUUCAAUUGGUCUUGACAGCCACGAAUUGGCUGGGUCAUUCCGAUGCAGCUUCAGCUUUUCUUGAGGUUGACUUGUCUGAUGCGCAGCAGCCUGCUCUGGAGCCCCCGCCGAGAAAGUUAAUCCGCACCAACGAGUCCGUGAGUGUGGCGGUUGCGGCGAGGUUUGCCACAGCUUCGACCUGUGGAAACGCCACAGCAGACUCCGGCAAUGUUAGUGUUCACUGGCAGUACCGUUCUGGCACAGCAGGAUCCUGGCUCUCCCUGGAGGAUGCGGCGCUCUCGAGGGCUCGUGUCACUCCCUGGAAGCUUCAUUUUGGCGCCUUCAGCUUUGCGCCUGGCUCAUCUCAUCAGCUGCGGGCCACUGCAGAGUUUGGGGCCCAAUCGAACACAACACAGGCGCAGCAGCAUGUGAUUCAGAUUGACGUGUCGGCAGCUGCGCCGGUGGUGCCAGUAGUUGCGGGACCUGCAGUUCUACCGGAGACCUGUGAGCUCGUUCUGGACGCAUCGCAGUCUUUCGACCCAGAAGGUACAACGGAGCCGCACUAUUUCUGGUCAUGUGCUGCAAACAAUGCCAGCUUCAACUGCCAAUCGUUGUCGAACUUCCAGACCGUGACCUGGGCAAGGACUGAUGGAUCUGGUGCAUCUGGUGCAGACAUACGGGUCGCACCUGGACAGCUGGCUCAAGACACGUACACUUUUAACGUGACCGUCGUUCGCCCAACUGACAGCCUGUCUUUCCGGAUUGCCACUUGGGUGGUCCAGGUUAGACAAACACCUGCAGUGCCAAUCACCUUGUCUGUGCCUUGGUACGCGAAUCAGCCUGUGCCAGUCCAGACGAUCAGCCAACUUGCGCAGAGCAGUGCAAGACUUAUGGUGGGUGAUGCCUGCGGCAUGGCCCCUGAUGUGGAAUGGAUCUGGGCCCUGGUGGCUGAUGCAAGCCCAUCAACUAUCUUGCUGUACCUUGACACUAUCGUGACGAACCUGACCCUUCCAGGGGAGAUUGCUGUCAGUGCCGGUGCGCUCCCUGAUGAGUACCUGGUGCCAGGAGAUUCGUACGCGCUUGCCCUGCUGGAAACUGGCUCCAGCCCGAGAGAUCUGGCCCAGGCAGAAUUAUUGGGCCUACGAUUUGCGCGUUCUGUACCAUUUGUUGCCGACGGUGCCCCCUCAGGCGGCUAUCUCGCAUGUGUGCCAGAUCUAGGAACCGCACUUGAAACGGAGUUUUGGCUUGCGACAUCUGGGUGGUAUGAUGAGGAUUUGGUUCGCCUAAAGUACUCCUUCUAUCGUUUUCCCAUCCCGACGGGUGUGAGCUUGGCUGCAGCUGCCGGAAGUUUCUCCAUGAGCGGUACCUUCCAGCGCCCGCUCGUCGAGUGGCGCGACAAGAGCAGCCCCAACUACUGGAGCAAGCUGGGAGGCAUUUUCCUGGGGCAGUCAUCCAGCAUUUCCUCGAUCCGGGUCUUGCUCCCUCCAGGGGAGUACAUGCAUGCUGUUGUUGCAGAGGAUGAGCUUGGAGCUGUCUCCAGCACCUGGAUGGUGGGGCCACUGGUACAGAUGCCCAGCAGUCCUGCCUCUUCGGCGGCCACGGCCCUUGAUACAGCACUGCGGCUCGGCGAUGCCCAGAUCAUUCUGAACACCUUGGCCGCAUUGGCAACUUCGACGCCCACAUUGUCUGAUGAUCGCAAGCGGGAGGCCGGAGUGUGA